Molecule: messenger RNA, 760 nt
Organism: Triticum aestivum (bread wheat)
Lineage: Eukaryota; Viridiplantae; Streptophyta; Magnoliopsida; Poales; Poaceae
Exons: 6
Coding region: 144-584 (146 amino acids)
Source: RefSeq, a predicted model, not a curated record
UCCACCGCCUCCCUCUGCACUCCCAGUCCCAGGCCAAUGUUUGGAGCGCCUCAUCUGCUCCUGGCUCUGCCCCCUCUUCUCUGACCAAGACCAAGGCGGUGAUCAAGAGCACCCUUCUACCACAACUCAUCCCGCGCCGCACGAUGUCCUCCUCCUCCGGUCGCGCCGCCUCUCAACCAGCCGACAAGUUUUGGCUUGAGAUAGUGGGUCACAGGAUGAAAGGUCCGCAGAAUCCGUGCCCGAUGAUUUUCAGAAAGCGAAUCAGUGGUGUGGAUGCCGACAAGGCUGAAGCAGUCUUCCUCGACGUGAUGAUGAUGGCUAAAUAUGAUGGGAAUGUUCCACCAAAUAUGAUGAGUAGUCCCGUUCGAGCAUUGCUCCGGAAGGCGCUUAUCCGAUACAUGAAAAUUAAGUGGUUUAUUAAAGAAAUUGCUCUAUCUCUCAAGAUACGUGUCGUCUUUAAGCUGGGCAAGUUAAACUUUGUUGUCAUCUGCGUGUUGCUUUACGUGACAUACGGGAGGCCCCUAUCUCUGCUCCGGAGGUUCUGGAAGAUCCUAAAUUCUCAAGGAGGCGAUGACUCGGAGUAAUCAAGCAGAGAAUGCGACUAUUGCAACAAUGUAAUAGUGAUGUUGUGACUAAGACAAACAUGCUUUUUUUUGUUAUAUUUGCCAUUGUUGUGUAGUACAUGGUUAAACGACCCGUAAAUUUUCUGUUGGUGUUAUUUCUGUUGUGAUUAUGAUUUCUUGCAUGAUUGCUUCUGUUC